Messenger RNA from Parus major (Great Tit), 3900 nucleotides. Its product is annotated as deleted in malignant brain tumors 1 protein-like. The coding region runs from base 25 to 2181 and encodes 718 amino acids. NCBI's taxonomy places the organism in Eukaryota, Metazoa, Chordata, Aves, Passeriformes, Paridae. The record is from RefSeq and is a predicted model, not a curated record. The transcript has 15 exons. Gene Ontology annotation, cellular component: membrane.
UCCUGCAUCAGGAGCUCCAAGGAGAUGGCUGCCACCAGGAUCUUGUCUUGGCUGGUGAUGAUAAUUCUUCACAUUCAGGUGGAUGCAGAUUCUCCAGCAAAAAUACCUCUAACAGCAGAAACAAGUGGUCCCCCAACAACUCCUGACCACACGACUACUCAAAUCAUAUAUGAUGAUCUGCAGCUGAGGCUGAGUGGUGGGCCCGACCGGUGUGCAGGCAAUGUGGAGAUCUACUACUUUGGAGCCUGGGAGAAGGUGUGUGGGUACCUGUGGGACAUGCAGGACGCCGAGGUGGUGUGCAGGCAGCUGGGCUGUGGCUCCCCUCUCACAGACACACACUCCUUCCCCUCCAACAACUUCUACUCCUACAUGAUUACUGAGGUGAACUGUGUGGGCACCGAGCGCUACUUGUGGCACUGCCCCUACACCUACCAGUACCGUGUCUGCCACCAUGGAGAUGCUUCUGUCGUGUGCUCAGACUCUGGAAUAACAGUGCCUCCAACAGCACCAGCUGUCUCCGGAUUGAUGUUCUCCAGGUCAUGGACUACAUAUGAGAACUCCUCCUGUGGUGGCUUACUUCAGGGAUUGUCCGGCACCUUCCAGAGCCCGGGGUACCCCAACUCCUACCCUCACAACUCCUACUGCGUGUGGCACAUCCGGCUGCGGGACCCGGCCCGCAGGAUCCAGCUCCAGUUUACGGACGUGGAGCUGGAGGGCAACAGCUGCUCCUACGAUGCCAUCGAGGUGUACGACGGAGGGUCCACCCAGAGCCCGCGCCUCGGCCUUGUUUGCAGGGACAACAACAGCUUCUUCAACUCAUCCGGGAACCAGCUCACCGUCCUGUUCCGCAGUGAUGGCAGCGUCAGCAGGAGAGGCUUCCAUGCCUACUACUCAUCAUUUCUUGACUUCCAUACCACCGUGGCUCCCAACAGUACUUCCAACUGGAUGACCACUCCGUUAACAACCUCAGAAGAUUAUUCUUGUGGUGGCUUGCUUUCCUCUUCAUCUGGUACCUUACAGAGCCCAUUUUACCCCAGAAAUUAUCCAAACAAUGCCAACUGUGUGUGGGAAAUACAUGUAAAGAGCAACUUCCGUGUCACACUUGUAUUUACAGAUAUUCAGAUGGAAGGUGGCAGAUGCCUCUCUGACUACGUGGAAAUCUAUGAUGGGCCCCUUCAGACCUCUCCUGUCCUUGGGAAGAUUUGUUCUGGUUAUCGCCCCAUGUACACAUCGUCCUCAAACCUGCUGACCGUCCGCUUCCACAGUAACUCCCGAUACACAUACAGAGGGUUUCAGGCCAACUAUCAUUCCACCCCAGCUGAUGACAGCACCACCCUGCUGUGUUUGCCAAACUACAUGCACGUGGUUGUGAGCAGAUACUUCCUUCAGUCCCACGGCUACUCUGCUUGGAACCUCACCCUGAACGACCCCUUUUGCAGACCCAACAUCACAUCAAAUCAUGUGUCAUUCGACAUUCCAUACACUCGCUGUGGCACCGUCAGAGAGGGAAACAACAACACAAUCAGCUAUUCCAACAUUAUUAGAGGGUCCUCUUCCGGCACAUUAAUCACAAGAACUAGAAAUCUUCUCUUGCAUGUCAACUGCAAGAUGCUCCAGAACACGUGGGCACAAACGAUGUAUAUCGCGGACGACAAUUUUGAAGUCAAUGAAACUCAAUAUGAGAGAUACGAUGUAAACCUCACAUUUUAUGACUCUUCAAGCUUCUCAAGACCAGUGUAUGACUCACCCUACUAUGUCAGCAUCAACCAGAAUUUGUUCCUGGAAGCUUCCUUGCACAGCUCUGACCCAAUGCUGGAGUUGUUUCUGGACACUUGUGUGGCAUCUCCCACUCGCCACAAUUUCACAACAGGAACCUAUGCUAUAGUCAAGAAUGGGUGUGUUAAAGACCCUACCUAUGCUUCGUACUACUCACCCAGCAGACACACCCUCCGGUUUAAAUUCAAGGCCUUCCAGUUCAUUCAGAGCAACCCCGAGGUUUACCUGCAGUGUGAGCUGGUGGUGUGCAGGGCCUUUGACUAUUCUUCCAGGUGCCACCAAGGCUGUGUUCAAAGGUCCAAGAGAGAGGCAAGCUCUGACCUAGAAAGUGUGAUUGUUGUUGCUGGCCCAAUACAGCUUUGGGAACCUGCACCUGAGAUUAGGAAUGAAAAUGAGUCUGAAUAAAACUGUCUCCUUUGACAGACAGCAUCUUUAAAUGCUAAUUGAAUUCUGGAAGAAACUGCUGCCAGAUUGCCAGAAGGUCUAGAAUAAAUGUUAGGAAUGUGCUUACUGACUCCUGCCUGUUAAUCCCACUUCAUGUCAGUCAUCCCCAUAUAACAAAAAUGCUACCUCGGCAGUUCUAUGGGGAAUGAAAUUUGUGAUCUUUAAGCUUUUUGUUCAUUGCUUUCUUAAUGGUAAAACUGAAAUGUUGAAAUUGCAGUUUAGGUUCUAUAAACAAGUUCUUUUAAAGUACACCUGAGUCUGGAUGUGUUGGAAUGUAAGGAAUCUGUUACUCUAGAAUAAUAUUUUCCAGCAUUUUUUAUGUUUUGGACAUAAAAUGAUGAGGGAUAAAGCAUGACCAGGUCUCUUCAUCUCUCCCAGAGCUGAAUUCUUGUAUCAUCCAGGAAAACAUGAAUUCAGUUGCUGUUCCAUCUGAUGUUUCCUGUGAAUAGUUUAAUUUUUGCUGUCAGCCCCUGGCAGUUCAUAGAAUCACAGAAUAUCCUGAGAUGGAAGGGACCCACAGGGAUCAUCCAGUCCACUUUUUCACUCUGGGUGGGUUUCUCUUGAAGCAGAAAAUGAAGAAAGUAAUUCCAUAUCAGAUUAUGUGAACCUUGCUAAGCACCUGGUCACACUGAAUAAUUUUGUGGAUUGGACAAUUGCCUUGCACUGGGUAAUUUCAUUUAUGAUUCAAGAUUAAAAUCCAAGCCUGACAGGCUUUCCAUGGUGGAGGCUCACUUCAUGAAAAGAAGUGGGCUUGACAUAACAACAUUGUAGGAAGCCAAAAGACCAGGGAAGUUUUAACAACCCUCAAAUUGGUUGCCACCCUGUAAUAUUAGACUAUUUAUUUAAUCAUAAUGCAUGAACCAUAAACUCUCUCUUCCUAAAAUGGAUAUCUUGAUUCUGCUAGUGAAAAACACAGCCAGAUCCGCUGUGAGAUGGGCACAGCACAACACCUUAUGCUGUCUGUAACACCUCGUGUCUGUCACCCUGAGUGCCAUCAUGUGCCAUGUACAGGGACCCAGCUCUGCUGAGGCACCUCAGAUCCUGGGUUCAGUUUUGCUGCAGUGUCACUGAGGUGCUGGAGCAUGUCCAGAGAAGAGCAAAGGAGCUGGGGCAGGGUCUGGACCACAUGUUUCAUAAGGAGUGGGAGCUGGAAAUGUGUUCAGAACUUCCCAAGUGAAAAAAAUGUUAGAUGAGACUUCAAUGACUUUCACUUAUGGUGUACCACUGAGAUAAAGCAACUGUACCACUGCCAGAGGAAAUUUUUCAGUGGAAGGCUCCUGAAAGGGAAGAGGGCUGGAAGAUAGCAUGGAUUGAGGAUUGAACUGGAUGAAAGUUUAAUGACACACAAGGGUUUAAUAUUUGUGACUUAAGUCAGUGGAGUAGCUAAUGGCUUCUGAUAACUUUCUGUUAUCAUGCAACCACAACCUCCAAAAUUGCAGCAAAACCCCACAUGUCUCUAUAAUUUCCCUCUCUAUUAAAUACUGGCGAAUGAACAGAAAAUACAUCAAUAUCCCCAAAGAGGUAUUUGCACUGUCAUAUUUGCAGGUCUGAAGUUCUCCUCUCCAUUCCUUAGCUAUGUAUCAUAAGUCUUCUCCAGCUCUAUAUAAAUCCUUCAGUUUAGGGCAAAUGGUGUAGUCUUGAUAGUGUUCUUAAUAAAUGCAAAUGAUUAUUAAUAAAUGA